AUGGCUUCACCAGUCAUUUCUGCAGUCUAUCAUAUCACAUCUUUUGUGUGGUACCUUCUUCUCAUUUACUUGCUUCUUAACACUCGGUAUGACCAUGCACCUGCAGGAGUGUUCAUAUAUGCUGGCCAGUGGAAAUAUCUUACAUUCCUAAAUUUAUUUCUGCAGAUGAUUUUCAAUGGGUUCUGCAUCCUUGCAGACAUACAGAAACGAGCAGCCUGGAUCCUGUCACUAAGAGACUUUUUCUUCUCAGUCCUGGUUUUCCCUGUUAGUACUUUCGUUGUCACCGCCUUUUGGCUUUUAUUCACAUUUGACAGAGCAUUGGUAUAUCCUGAAGACCUUGACAAGUUCAUUCCUUUAUGGGUAAAUCAUGCUGUGCACACUAUUGUACUGCCGCUGGUUCUGCUGGAGCUGUUCAUCACACCACACCAAUAUCCAAAACGAAGAACUGGGCUUCUCAUCCUAGGAUUUGCUUCCAUUUCUUACCUGCUUUGGGUUCUGUGGAUAUACUAUGCCGCUGGAGCCUGGGUCUAUCCCUUGCUAGGCCUUUUUAAUCAAUCAGGCCUGGUGUUAUUUUUCUCAGUGAGUCUUUUGUUGGUCAUGCUUCUGUAUCUCCUGGGAGAACAUCUUACCUUGUUAGUGUGGGGUAAGUAA
This is a messenger RNA of Hypanus sabinus (Atlantic stingray), 651 nucleotides long. Its product is annotated as androgen-dependent TFPI-regulating protein-like. The record is from RefSeq and is a predicted model, not a curated record. The transcript has 5 exons. Lineage: Eukaryota; Metazoa; Chordata; Chondrichthyes; Myliobatiformes; Dasyatidae. Gene Ontology annotation, cellular component: endomembrane system; membrane. The coding region runs from base 1 to 651 and encodes 216 amino acids.